GUUGUUUGUGAAAUGUCUCUGCAGGGAAUCAGUUUAUGUGUACGGACGUCACGGUGGCAGACAUCGUGAUGGUGAUCGAUGACUCGUGGAGAAUCGGACGAUUAAACUUCAAAGCAAUCUGCAAAUUUCUGGAAAAAGUGGUCAAUGCCUUUGAUGUUGGAAUUGAUAAAGUCCGAAUAGGUCUGGUCAAGUAUAGUGGAGAUCCCAAGAUUGAGUGGCAUCUAAAUUCCUACACAACUAAAGAUGAAGUGAUUACUUCCCUCAGGAAUCUGCCGUUUAAAGGAGGAGCCACGAUGACCGGUCGAGCCCUAACCUUCUUUCGGGAGAAUAGCUUCAGACUACAAUCCGGCUCUCGAGGAAACGUUUCAAAAAUUGCUAUUCUUGUCACUAAAGGAAAAUCUCAAGAUGAAAUGGCUGUUCCAGCACAGAGUCUGAGAGAUGCUGGAGUGGAACUCUUCGUCAUCGGAGUAGCGUAUAUAAAUGAAACAGAACUAAAGUUGAUCGCCUCUAAACCUGAUGAAACUCACGUCUACAACGUUCCGGAUAUCAGCUUCUUAAACGAUAUCCUGGAUGGACUGACCAGCAAUGUGUGUGAUGCAAUAAAGCGGCAGGAGGAAGAGAUCAGAAGAGUAAAGAAUGCAGAUGAAGAACUAAAGGUCAUCACCUCUAAACCUGAUGAAACACACGUCUACAACAUUACGGAUUUCAGCACCAUAAACACUGUCACGGAAGGACAGACUUGCAAUGUGAUUGAUACAGUGAAGCAACAGGAGGAAAAGAUCAGACCCCUGGAGCAGAUGAGGAUCUUCUGUUUGAAGAAUGCAGAUGCAGAAGAACCCUGAAUGGAAUUACACAGGAAAAAAACUCAAACACUCCUUUUACUGACUGCUUUACAACUUUCUACUAAUAUUUUAAAAGGAUAUAAUCUGUGAUAUGUAAUCUUUUUUAGCACUGUCACAAUAACACAAGUUUAGAGGUGUUUAUGUUCUUCAGAAACUUUGGGUAAAAUUGUUUUGAAGGUUGAGAUUGUAGACAACCAAGCAAUUACAUAUUAAUUGUUAAUUGUGCACUGCUGACAUAGUCACAAUGAUAGAUAAUAUAUUAUUAUGAUCUAUAUUUCCACUCAUCUAAAUCAAACAACAAGUUAAUUGUUUCUUGACCAAUCAUAAGUGUAAUAAUGCUAUUGAUUUUACUACUGCAAAUUAGAGUAUUAAAGUAUGUAUUUAGAUUCAUUCUGAUUCUGUACAAUUUGCUUUGAUCAAGUCUGUGUUUUUUCUAUUUUACCAUACGUUUGAACUUUAUUUUAUGUCUUCUUAUAUCUGUAAUGCUGAAACAUUUAAGUAAAAAAUGUCUAUUGUUCAAAA
Astyanax mexicanus (Mexican tetra) is the source of this 1364-nucleotide messenger RNA. Its product is annotated as collagen alpha-1(XIV) chain-like. The transcript has 6 exons. The record is from RefSeq and is a predicted model, not a curated record. Lineage: Eukaryota; Metazoa; Chordata; Actinopteri; Characiformes; Acestrorhamphidae. The coding region runs from base 36 to 842 and encodes 268 amino acids.